Ruditapes philippinarum (Manila clam) is the source of this 2121-nucleotide messenger RNA. Its product is annotated as complement C1q-like protein 4. The record is from RefSeq and is a predicted model, not a curated record. Bases 125 to 874 code for a protein of 249 amino acids. Gene Ontology annotation, molecular function: protein binding. Lineage: Eukaryota; Metazoa; Mollusca; Bivalvia; Venerida; Veneridae. The transcript is spliced from 2 exons.
UUGAGGAACAUUUACUUCAGCGUUUGGGGGGUUUAUUUUAGAUGAUUCAAGUAUAUCACCUUUUAAAGUAGAAACGUUUAUGAAUUCAUUAAAAGACAGAUUUUAAAAACAAAACGGAUUUAAAAUGUUUUUCUUUCUUUUUAUAUUUGUGAAAAUUAUUCUGAUAACGUCCGGGCAUCCCCAUGAAAAAAGAAGAAACGAUGAACCAAUUUGUUCAAAAUUUGACUAUGAGGAAAAACUUUUAGAAAAAAUGAUAAGAAUGGAAUUGAAAAUGGAAAAGAUAAUUGAGGAAGUUAAAGAUAAAGAAAAGGAGGUUUUGACCAUAGCGACUGAUGUGUCACAAAGAGUUGGCAAUAUGGAGAAUAACGCCUUUCAGUUUCAGCUUGAUAUCAACCAAACAAUGAUUGAGCUUUCUGAUAAUUUCAAAGAAGAAACAGCUAAGCUUAAAGCUUUAGCAGACAAGUCGCUGUUGCCUAUCGUCGGAUUCAACGCUCGUUUAUCUUCGACAAAAACAGUGAACACAGGGAACAAGGUUGUCUACGAUACCGUAAUAACAAACCAAGGUGAAGGUUACGAUAGUGUCACGGGAGUAUUCACUGCACCGCUCACUGGACUCUAUUUCUUCACAGCCCAUGUUUGUAAUCAAGGAAACAAGGAUGUUCAGUACGCAAUAUACCAAGAAGGUACACUCAUAACCACCAGUACACAGUUUGAUAAUGGCGGCGUUUAUAGUUGUAGCUCUGUAAGCACCAUCGCCAUGGUAAACAAGGCGGAGCGGGUGUGGGUACAAAGUUUAGAUACUUCUGUGUAUUACGUCGACACACGCAGAUGGAAUACAUUUGCUGGAUCGCUUUUGAUCAGACAAGUUCGUUGAUUGUAUAAAAAACACUUAAUAUUUGUUUAUAUGGUAAACCUGAAAAUAUAUUUAUCACAUGACUCAGCAUAAAACCUUGUAUCUGUAGAAUACACAUAGUUUAUAACACAAAAGCGCGCACUUAAAACAACGUCAAAUACAUAUACUUUUAUUCAUCGUAAAAAGGAAUAUACCAUUCUUUUGUUGUUUUCUAUGAAAACAUGAAAAUAGUUGAAGUUUGAAUUAAGACUGAGAGAUUGUCCUGGUUUUCAUUACCUGUUUCCUAAUUAUCUUAUUUAUAUCUUAUAAUGCUACUUAGCAAGGAGGUUUUUUAUUGAGAUUAAAAAAUGUCACCUAAAUAUCAUGAAUGAAAAAAUGACCGAAACAAAGAAAAUUGAGAAAUUAAAGCAAAUAAAUAUUUUUCAAGGGACAUAACAAGCAUUUGUACUUUCCAUGUUUAAAUGUUAGAUUCUGCUUAAUCCGUUGUUUAGGGGUGAGGGCGAUUACUUGAACUUUACAAUGCCGUCCAUGAACAGGGCCUGCAUCAUUUCAGUCUUGUCGUUUUGGGCGUUCUUUUGGGAUUCCGUUUUCUGUACUUCAUGCCAAGUGUUAGUAUUUUCAUAGGCGUUAAAUUAGCUUCAUUAUAAUUUUUGCCAGAUUUUAACCGCUUGACUUUUUAGUUCAGUUAUUUCAUUCACCAAGAUCCUUUGUGUCGGCACACAUUAUAUUUUUUAUUUUGUUCCUUUGAAAACGUCAUCAUUAAUGUAGAUUUAAGGUCUUUGAUUAGUAUUAGAAGUAAGUUAAUAAAUGUCUUCCUGGCGAUGAUAGGGUGAUAGAGGUUGGGAAGUUCUCAGUGAAUUUUAUCUAAGAAAACACUGUCUGUUUUAUAUUUGUUAUUCACUCAUUCAAAUCCGCUACAAAUCUAUGCGGGAUAACUUGUUUGACGAGAUAAUGAUAGGGAAAUAAUAUUUAGAUUCUCGUACAUUGGUUUAUUUAUUCUGGCAUUUCAUAUUGUGAUUAUUUUUGCAUAUGAUACAAACAGAAAAGAACAUUAAAAUUCUUGGCAAGCUGAGUAAUGCUCGAAGGCCACGCUCCGUCGUACGAAUCACAUAGCCUCGUAUUUCAAUGUUCUUUCUAUUAUAUAUCCGACCUAUGUUUGUUUUAUAAUAAUUUUUUUGAUUUAUUGCUCAUUGGAUCGAUAAUUAAUCUGGAAUAAAAUUAAUGUUUCUGUUUUUGUGUAGUUGCAUUAUAAAUUUCAACUAUUUUUU